Hyla sarda is the source of this 615-nucleotide messenger RNA. RefSeq names its product integumentary mucin C.1-like. NCBI's taxonomy places the organism in Eukaryota, Metazoa, Chordata, Amphibia, Anura, Hylidae. The coding region runs from base 1 to 615 and encodes 204 amino acids. The record is from RefSeq and is a predicted model, not a curated record. The transcript is spliced from 5 exons.
AUGGAAGAAAAGAAUAUAAAGCUAAGAUGGAGAGAUCAAAAAACUCUUGAGUCUCCACAUGGUAAAACUGUAGAAUUUGAAUGUAAACCUGGAUAUGACUUUCCUUAUGGCACUGAAAUGAGAGUUCAAUGUAAAAAUGGCAGGAUGGAUUAUCCAAGAUGCUACAAUAUGGCAAUCGAGUGUGGUGGACCUAAUGGGCACAGAAGGGAAUGUGGAUUUAAUGGGAUUAGUCAGAUUGACUGCAAAAGGAGAAACUGCUGCUUUGACUCCCGUAGUUCUGCAACAAAGUGCUUCUAUACUAAGACACAAAAUGAGGCCCAGUGUGGUAUGAGCCCCUUUAAAAGAAGAAUGUGUGGUGAGCCCGUAGCUAACGCCAGAGCCUGUUAUGACAGAGGAUGCUGCUUCAACUCAAGUCUUCCCAGAGAUAAAUGGUGCUUCGCUCCAGAAGAUUCGACAAAUGAAUGUGGAGGAACUCCUCAUUUAAGAAGAGAAUGUGGAGAGUUUGGUAUUACUCAAUAUGAUUGUGAAAGGAGAAACUGCUGUUUUGACUCAAGUCUUAAAACCAGUGAGGUGAAGUGGUGCUUCCAUAAAUGGUCACAAAAGCUACCAGAGUAA